Molecule: messenger RNA, 1074 nt
Organism: Rotaria socialis
Lineage: Eukaryota; Metazoa; Rotifera; Eurotatoria; Philodinida; Philodinidae
Source: the annotation of a GenBank genome assembly
AUGAACAAUGAGUCAUCCAUUUUUAAUUUUACACGAAAUGCUAUUGAUUAUGCAAUCAAUCGACACCUCCCACCGAUAAAAAUUCUAUGUGAACCUAAAAUAGAUAAUCAAAAUGAAGGUGGCAUUAUUAUUAAAGGUUUAAUUAGAUCAAUUGAAAAAGAUUUUAAAGGUGUUAAUCCUAAACAUAAUGAUUUAAUUGGGUUUGAUAGUUGUUAUAUUGAUGUUAAAGGUGAUAUUGGCUGUAUCACAAGUGAUAUUGAAUUAUUUGUUUUUCGUUGUGACGAUAAAAAUAUUCCAAACAAGGUUGAGAACACGACUAUUUAUAUUAUUAAGUCGAGGAAUCUACCUCCACAGAGAUCAGUGUUGAUUAAAAAUGUUCCUAUUUCAUCUUGUGUGGAAGAUAUGAAAAUUGAAGUUAUGAAUAAAUUUAAAUCUAUUUAUUAUUUUGAUGAAGUAUUAGGAACUAAUAACGGUAGAACAAGAUUUAUAAGAAUGGAUUUAUUGAACCAUUUGGAAUACAAACAGAUUCUGAAUGCGGGUAUUAUUUGUAUUGAUGGACAAUGUUUACACGUUUAUGAAUUUCUUGCUGCACCUCGGAUUAUGUUUUGUUCUAUGUGCAAUUUACCAGGUCAUUCAAAAAGACUUUGUAAGCUUUUAUAUGAACGAUGUAAACGCUGUGGUGGUAAUCGGAAGGUAGGAGAGCACAACGAAUGUAAAAUAACAUGUCAUAAUUGUCAAGGUGAACAUGUUGCUACAGAUUAUAAAUGCCCUACAGUUCAUUCGUAUCGUAAAGAACUUAUUCAAUACCUUCGUAAACAUCCGGAAGCAUUAACAAAUGAUACUCAAAUUUUUAUUCCAUCAAACCUUCGUCAAGAAGGUGGUAAAGUACUAUGUAAACGUAUGGUAGAUAAAAAUCAAGCUGUAUACCAUUAUCAUUAUAAACCAACAAAAACUAAUUCAAAUCCUGCUUGGCCCUCGCUUUCACCAAAAGCAGCUAUUUAUGAGCCAAAUAUUAAUUUGAAUUAUCCUGAUAUAAAUUUAAAGGAACAUUCAAAUAUUAGAGUUUUUUUUUAG